AUGGGGGCCAGCCACCACAACUGGGAGGGUGCCCCUCAGCCCUCAAUUAUCCGGCAAGUACUAGAGGGAGUAGUUGUGGGCCAGCUCGCCCAGUGUGACUGGGCGAGGGGCGAGCCCCCCACCCCCCCAGCCCGUGCCCUGAUUGUGAAGCGCUCUAUCAACCGUCAGGGAUAUGACGAAAACGAGGACUCUUCGGACGUGGAAGAGAUCGUGAGUGUCAGGGGUUUCAGCCUGGAGGAGAAACUCCGCAGCCACCACUACCAGGGGAACUUCGUCCGCGUCAUGGACGGGAAAGAUUUCAACUUUGAGUACGUACAAAGAGAAGCCCUCAGAGUGCCUCUGGUCUUCCCAAAUCCCGAUGGACUAGGAAUUAAGAUGCCUGACCCUGAUUUUACCGUUCGAGACGUCAAACUCCUAGUGGGGAGCCGGAGACUGGUGGAUGUGAUGGAUGUCAACAGCCAGAAGGGCACGGAGAUGAGUAUGUCCCAGUUCGUGCGCUACUAUGAGAUGCCCGAGACCCAGCGGGAGAAGUUGUACAACGUCAUCAGCCUUGAGUUCAGCCACACCAAGCUGGAGAACCUGGUCAAGCGGCCCAAUGUGAUCGACUUGGUGGACUGGGUAGACAACAUGUGGCCCCAGCACUUGAAAGAGAAGCAGACGGAGUCUACCAAUCUCAUUGCAGAGAUGAAGUACCCCAAGGUUAAGAAGUAA
This is a messenger RNA of Gracilinanus agilis (Agile Gracile Mouse Opossum), 711 nucleotides long. Its product is annotated as lysine-specific demethylase 2B-like. The transcript has 6 exons. The record is from RefSeq and is a predicted model, not a curated record. Gene Ontology annotation, biological process: protein demethylation; regulation of transcription by RNA polymerase II. Gene Ontology annotation, molecular function: transcription coregulator activity; histone demethylase activity. Bases 1 to 711 code for a protein of 236 amino acids. Lineage: Eukaryota; Metazoa; Chordata; Mammalia; Didelphimorphia; Didelphidae.